Molecule: messenger RNA, 471 nt
Organism: Dichomitus squalens LYAD-421 SS1
Lineage: Eukaryota; Fungi; Basidiomycota; Agaricomycetes; Polyporales; Polyporaceae
Exons: 4
Coding region: 1-471 (156 amino acids)
Biological process (GO): ribosomal large subunit assembly; translation
Cellular component (GO): ribosome; cytosolic large ribosomal subunit
Molecular function (GO): structural constituent of ribosome; rRNA binding
Source: RefSeq, a predicted model, not a curated record
AUGGCCACCACGAAGACUCCGAAGGGUAAGGCGACCAAGGCGUCGGACAAGGACGCGAAGGCCAAGGCCGCGAAAAAGGCCGCGCUUCACGGCACGCACGCACACGCUGCGCGCAAAGUGCGCUACUCAGUCUCUUUCCACCGCCCCAAGACUCUCCGCCUCCCCCGUAACCCCAAGUACCCCCGGAAGUCCAUUCCUCAUGCUCCCCGGAUGGACCAGUUCAGGACGAUCGUGUCGCCGCUGAACACGGAGUCGGCCAUGAAGAAGAUUGAGGAGCACAAUACCCUCGUCUUCAUCACUGACAUUCGCGCGAACAAGCGUCAGAUCAAGGAUGCCGUGAAGAAGCUCUAUGAUGUCCAGGCCGCCAAGGUCAACACCCUGAUCCGCCCCGAUGGCACAAAGAAGGCGUACGUUCGCCUGACGGCCGACCACGACGCGCUCGACGUCGCGAACAAGAUUGGCUUCAUCUAA